This is a messenger RNA of Phyllostomus discolor (pale spear-nosed bat), 3890 nucleotides long. RefSeq names its product NRDE-2, necessary for RNA interference, domain containing (gene NRDE2). Gene Ontology annotation, biological process: negative regulation of RNA catabolic process; RNA processing; regulatory ncRNA-mediated post-transcriptional gene silencing. Gene Ontology annotation, cellular component: catalytic step 2 spliceosome. Lineage: Eukaryota; Metazoa; Chordata; Mammalia; Chiroptera; Phyllostomidae. The record is from RefSeq and is a predicted model, not a curated record. Gene Ontology annotation, molecular function: protein binding.
UGAAAACCACACUUCCCAGAGUGCACCGCGACCACGAAGGUCGCACUAGUGUCGUCCGUUCGUCGGCGCCAUUUAUGUAGAGGGGAAGGGCGGUGCGGCCUGUGAUCAUGGCGCUGUUCCCGGCCUUUGCGGGUGUUAGUGAGGCUCCCGAUAGCGGGAGCUCCAGGAAAGAAUUAGACUGGCUGAGCAACCCAAGCUUUUGUGUCGGGACCGUGACGACUCUGAGCCGACAAACUGAAGAGGCCACAGCGCUCGUUUCUGAAGGGUCGCCGCGGACCAGGAGUCCCCUGAAGUCAGACCCUUCAGACGAGAGUGACGCGAACAAAAAGCGCAGACAAACCAGCAGAAAGAAGAAGAAAGAGAAGAAGAAGAGGAGGAAGCAUCAGCACCGCGGGAAAAGCAGGAGACGUGGGCAGUCGGGCAGCAGCGCGUCCGAGUCGGACUCGGGCUCUGGCCGGGACAGGUCUUCCAGGGGCACCGGAGACGGCAGGAAAGCGUCAGAGAAGCCGAGUCAGGAAACCAGUGCUGCUGUGGACCCCGGACAUCGCUACAUCUGGCUUGAGGACAUCCAGGCCCUGACGGAAGACACCUUCAGAACAGACAAGAAGCCAGACCCUGCGAACUGGGAAUAUAAGUCCCUGUACCGAGGAGACAUAGCAAGGUACAAGAGGAAGGGAGACUCCUGCCUGGGCAUCAACCCGAAGAAGCAGCGCAUAUCCUGGGAGGGGGCCCCCGCGGCCAAGAAGCACGCGCACAGGCGUGUCGAGCGCUACUUCACGCGGAAGAGCGUGGGGCUGCUGAGCGCCGACGGGGUUGCCGUCAGCAGCAAGGGCGAGCCUCUCGCGCCUGAGCCAGCAGCGCCCUUCAUCCCGGUGCAGGGCUCGGACGACGUGGCCCCUCCCGUGGCAACCUGGCUGAACCCUCUGGGGAUUUACGAUCAGUCCACCACGCAGUGGCUGCAGGGACAGGGUCCUUCAGAGCAGGAGUCAAAGCAGCCGGACGUAGAGCCAGACCGCGAGGACACGCUUCUCAAGGCCAAGGUGGAGGAGUUUAACAGGCGGGUGCGGGAGAAUCCUCGGGACACUCAGCUGUGGAUGGCGUUCGUUGCUUUCCAGGACGAGGUCAUGAAGAGCCCUGGCCUGUAUGCCCUGGAGGAAGGAGGGCAGGAGAAGCGCAAGAGGUCCCUGAAGCUCAUCCUGGAGAAGAAGCUGGCCAUUCUGGAGCGAGCCAUCGAGAGCAACCAGAGCAGUGUGGACCUGAAGCUCGCCAAGCUGAAGCUCUGCGCCGAGUUCUGGGAGCCCCCCACGCUGCUCAAGGAGUGGCAGAAGCUGAUCUUCCUGCACCCCAACAACACCGCCCUGUGGCAGAGAUACCUUCUGUUUUGCCAGAGCCAGUUCAGCACCUUUUCGGUAUCGAAAAUUCACAGCCUGUAUGGGAAAUGCCUGAGCACUUUGUCGGCCGUGAAGGACGGCAGCAUCUUGUCUCACCCCGAGCUGCCCGGCACCGAGGAGGCCAUGUUUGCGCUCUUCCUGCAGCAGUGCCACUUCCUGCGCCAGGCCGGCCACGCUGAGAAGGCCAUCUCUCUGUUCCAGGCCAUGGUCGACUUCACCUUCUUCAAGCCCGACAGCGUGAAAGGCCUGCCCACCAAAGGACAGGUAGAGUUCUUCGAGCCCUUCUGGGACAGCGGAGAGCCCCGGGCCGGGGAGAAGGGCGCCCGCGGCUGGAGAGCGUGGAUGCACCAGCAGGAGCGGGGCGGCUGGGUGGUCAUCUCUCCAGACGAGGACGACGAUGACCCGGAAGAGGAUGACCAGGAAAUCGGAGAUAAGACUCUGCCCAGGUGGCAGAUCUGGCUGGCGGCCGAGCGGGCCCGAGACCGGAGGCACUGGCGGCCGUGGCGCCCGGACAAGACCAAGAAGCAAACCGAGGACGACUGCGAGGACCCAGAGAGACAGGUGUUGUUUGACGAUAUCGGACAGUCUCUGAUCCGACUCUGCAGCCAGGAUCUGCGGUUCCAGCUGAUCGAGGCCUUUCUGCAGUUCCUGGGCGUGCCUGCUGGCUUCACCCCCCCUGCCUCCUGCCUUUACCUGGCCAUGGACGAGAACAGCAUCUUCGAUCACGGACUUCACGACGAAAAGCCACUGACUUUUCUCAACCUUUCCUUUUCCGGCGUGAGCUGUGUUGGCCGCACGGACCGGCUGGGCUGCCGGCGCUGGGCCAGAGGCCACGACCGAGAGGGCGGGGAGUUCGUCCGCAACGUCUUCCACCUGGUGCUGCCGCUGUUCUCGGGCGGGGAGCGGUCCCGGCUCUGCGUCUCCUGGUUGCGGUACGAGAUCGCAAAGGUCAUUUGGUGUCUUCACACUAAAAAGAAGAGAUUAAAGUCACAAGGGAAGAACUGCAAAAAACUAGCCAAGAAUCUCCUGAAGGAGCCAGAAAACCGCAACAAUUUUUGCCUCUGGAAGCAGUAUGCACAUCUGGAAUGGUUGCUGGGCAACAUGGAGGACGCCAGGAAAGUUUUUGACACGGCUCUGAGCAUAGCAGGGAGCGGAGAACUGAGGGACCGCGAGGUCUGUGAGCUCAGUCUGCUCUAUGCCGAGCUGGAGCUGGAGCUGGAGCUGGCCGCGGACCUGCGAGGGGCCGCCACGGCCCGGGCUCUUCACAUACUGACCAGGCUGGCCGAGAACAGUCCCUAUGGGCCCUACGCCGGGCAGGUCCCAGCCGUUCACGUCCUGAAAGCUCGGAAGGCCUACGAACGGGCGCUGCAGGACUGCUUGGGUGAGGACCGCGUGUCUGACCCACCUGCCCCCGAUUCCCUUAACCGCCUCGUCAGUGUGGUUAAGUGCUUCAUGCUCUUCCAGUAUCUGACCGUAGGGAUCGACGCCGCCGUGCGGAUAUACGAGCAGGUGUUUGCAAAGCUGAAGGGCUCCGUUUCCCCGGAAGGCCCAGGCCCGGAGGCCGGCGCCGGCGCCGGGAGCGUGAGCAGUGCCCUCGAGGCCGCCACUCUGAUGCACACGAGCCUGCUCCGGUUCCACAUGAGAGUCAGCGUCUACCCGCUGGCGCCUCUGCGGCAGGCACUCUCGGAGGCCCUGAAGUUGUAUCCCGGCAACCAGGUGCUUUGGAGGUCGUACGUGCAGAUUCAGAGCCAGUCCCACAAUGCCAGUAGGACCAGAAGGUUCUUCGACGCGGUCGCCAGGAGUGCAGAACCCUUGGAGCCGUGGCUGUUUGCGAUUGAAGCUGAGAAAAUGAGGAAAAGGCUGGUGGAGACGGUUCAGAGGGUAGAUGGCAGAGAGGUGCACGCCACAAUUCCCGAGACCGGCCUGACGCACCGGAUCAGAGCCCUGUUUGAAAACGCGACCCGGAGUGACCACGGCAGCCAGUGCCCCUUACUGUGGAGGAUGUAUUUGAAUUUUUUGGUGUCCUUGGGAAACAAGGAAAGGAGCAAAGGUGUCUUCUACAAGGCGCUCCAGAACUGUCCUUGGGCGAAGGUGUUGUACAUGGAUGCCGUGGAGUACUUCCCUGAUGAGAUGCAGGAGGUCCUGGACCUGAUGACAGAGAAGGAGCUCCGGGUGCGCCUGCCGCUGGAGGAGCUGGAGCUUCUGCUGGAGGACUAGAGACCCCCCACCCUGGGGGCGGGGGCCACGUCCCAGGCCACGCCGCCUGCCCGCGGGAGCCAGGGUGAGCCCGAGGAGAUGGUGACACCUGCGUGUCAGCAGGUCUCUUUCAGGUCUCUUUCCGGGUCUGUGUCUGGGUUGUUGGUCUCACCUGUUGCACAGUUUUUACGUGUGCAGAUGAUACAGAGCUCUCCUGUCACAUAUUGUAUAUGUGAACCUGUGUAUAGAUGUGCAUAGACAAGAAUCGGGUCGCUCGAUGAACUAAACCUACUGUGCUUGGUA